Fusarium vanettenii 77-13-4 is the source of this 2106-nucleotide messenger RNA. RefSeq lists its product as uncharacterized. Bases 1 to 1887 code for a protein of 628 amino acids. The record is from RefSeq and is a predicted model, not a curated record. NCBI's taxonomy places the organism in Eukaryota, Fungi, Ascomycota, Sordariomycetes, Hypocreales, Nectriaceae. The transcript has 7 exons.
AUGCGUUUCUCACUUGCCUUGCUCGGGGCCAUCGCCCCGAGUGUCCUCGCCCAGGGGGUCCGCUUCACCAACACCAGCACGCCCGCCGUCACCACCACUGAGGCGACAUCAUCCAACCCCACCUCGACCGACGCUCCAUUGACGUUGAGUCGAUUGGAUAUCCCACCACUAAUCUCGUGCAGUCUACUGAUCCCUCCGCCUUUCGGUUUCGCAUCAUUUGGUGUUUCCGGUGGCCUUCCCUUUGGAAUCAACAUCGGAGAUCUCAUCAGGAUUCUCUUCGACAUUCUCGUCGCACUCCUCGAUUCACUCUCCAAGCGUGCUGAUGACACUGGCUGCACCCUCGAUGUCCGUGUCAAUGGCGCUUCCGUUUACAACGAGGCCCUUCUUCUCAACGGCGGCAACUACCAGUCCCUCCAGAGUGGUGACUCCCAGGCCGGCGCUGAUGCUCCUGAGCUUGAGUUCAUCCAGAGCUGCGGUGCCAACCCUGUUGCCUUGACUGUUGCCAACGUUGCUGUCGGUGCCAACGGUGCUUCCAACACUGGCGGUGCCUACCGACCGACGGCUCUGGGCCCACCGGUACUGAGACUGACGGUUCUGAACCCACCGGUACUGAGACUGACGGUUCUGAACCCACCGGCACCGAGACCGAUGGCUCUGCUACUGACUGACGGUGCUGCCACUGGUACCGAGACCGACGGCUCUGCUACCGGCACUGAGACCGAUGGUUCUGGUACUGCCACUGGUACCGAGACCGAUGCUACCACCACCGCCAGCUCCGUCCCCGGCUUCCCUCCUACCGUCAACGGCUUCGUCUUCUUCGGUUGCACUGGCUCUUCCGCCGGCUUCCCCACCUUUGUGCUCGGUCUUUCCAGCCCCCAGAUGGAUAUCGACCUCUGCAGCUCUACCUGCCAAGGCAGCAACUACUUUGGUGUUUACGACACUGACUGCUACUGCGGUGAAGAGAUUGAUGAAGACAACACCGACAUCGUUUCCUCUGAUCAGUGUGACAUUGAGUGCCCUGGCGAUGACUCUCAGAACUGCGGUGGUGACGCUCCCGCUACCCGCCGUAGCCGCAUCCAGGCCCGCCAGAACGUCCCCAACAGCAUCCGCCUGACCGUCUACAUCUCUGCUGAGUUCGCCGGCCCCGGUACCAGCAUCUUCGUCACCGAUGUUAUCACCGCCACCGUCACUGACCAGAUGACCCUGACCACCACCUUUGUCACCACCCUCACCGGCCCUGCUACCACCCAGACUGCUACCGUCACUGCCAUCUACGAGUGCUUCAACGGCCGCUGCUUCCCUCAGGAUGGCGGCUUCAACCUGCCCGGAGGCUCUGGUGGCCGCAUCGUCUACGUCUUCAAGCCCUACCCCGGUGAGGACUGCGACGGCCAGACUGUCUACAUCCCCGAGUCCUGCAACUGCAAGGGUGGCAGCCACUACGUCCCCAUCAUCUGCACAAGCGACGCCUGCCACGGAAAGACCGUCUACAAGCCCGAGCAGACCAAGCACAUUGGCGGCGGCGACAUCGUCUUCACUCCCGUUGACUGCCACGUUUGCAAGGAUGGCAACGUCAUCUACAAGCCCUGGGAGGAUGACUACGAUAUCAUUGGUGCCCCUGGCUGCACUGGUUCCAGCUGCCCUCCUACCUGGACCCCUGGUCACGGUUCUUCUGCUCCCGGCGGUGGUUCUUCCGCUCCUGGUGGCGGCUCCAGCUCUCACGGUGGCUCUGACUGUGCCACUGGCACCAAGGGCUCCGGCAGUGACUCUACCGGUGGUGAGACCAGCGGCGAGGCCGACGGCACCAAGCCUGUCACCGUGUCCGGUGCCGGCAAGCAGGCUGUCAGCAUCAUUGCCGUCCUCGCCAGCAUCUUCGCUGCUGCCCUUUAAAAAAGCUGCUUGCACUUUUAGAAUUCGUUUCAGGAUCUGAUGUCAUGUCUUUCUUCUUAUUUUUGUGUGCGCCCUCUUUUUUCAAUGCUCGGAGCCUGGGAGGGAUAAUACUUGAUGGUGGAUCUGUUUCUUGGCCACCUGUUUGUACUUAGACCUGCGCGAACUUCAAUUCCACCGAGAUCAUUGUUUAAUAAUGAUUUAAUUCAAUCUGUAUCUAUU